Dromiciops gliroides (monito del monte) is the source of this 508-nucleotide messenger RNA. RefSeq names its product zinc finger protein 69 homolog. NCBI's taxonomy places the organism in Eukaryota, Metazoa, Chordata, Mammalia, Microbiotheria, Microbiotheriidae. The record is from RefSeq and is a predicted model, not a curated record. Bases 185 to 508 code for a protein of 107 amino acids. Gene Ontology annotation, biological process: regulation of DNA-templated transcription. The transcript has 5 exons.
GGGGCAGAAGAGAUGUAGAUAAUGGGAGGGUUGGGGGAGAGAUUUCUGGAGCAGCCUCCAUCUACCUUCUUUCAACUCUGGCUAGACCAAGAAGACACCAAAGAAGCCUGAGUCCAAGGCCAGGAAAAGUCAGCUUGCAGAUAACCAAAGGCUAUUCCAAGGAGAGAGCCUGGAGCCAGAGAGAAUGGCCCCUGGGACCCAGACACCCUCAUCCCAGGAGUUGGUGACAUUCAAGGAUGUGGCUGUGGAAUUCACCAAGGAGGAGUGGCACCUCUUGGACCAUUCUCAGAAAGAGUUGUACAAGGAGGUCAUGCUGGAGAAUGCCCAGAACCUGCUCUCUGUGGGAAUUCCAGUUUCAAGAGAAGAUUUGAGCUCCCCUUUCCAGGAAGGGGAACUAGCAGGGAUGGCAGAACAAAAAGGUCCAAGGCACUGCUGCCGAAGAGCAGAUGAGUCCUGUGGGUCCUGGCUGCAAGGCUGUUUUUCCAUUGAAGCUAUGGACCCCAGCUGA